Messenger RNA from Ectocarpus siliculosus, 909 nucleotides. The record is from the annotation of a GenBank genome assembly. NCBI's taxonomy places the organism in Eukaryota, Phaeophyceae, Ectocarpales, Ectocarpaceae.
CGCUUCAAAUCAGCGCUCACAGCACAAGUGCCGUUUACUCCAACCCGUGGUCUCACAGAAGACCCCUCUCUACUCUCUACCCUCCCCUCCUGCGGUACUUUGCCUUCGAUUUUUAAUGCGAGAAGAAUCCAGCACUCUCUUCCCUCUGUGUACACACGAACUAGCGCUAUCCACUAGGCCAGGAGCGGAAGCGAGAGAAAAACUCACUUUGCAAGAAAAGCUCGCUUACGCCGGGAUUCGAACCCCUGACCUGGCCUCUAAAAGGUUUCGAGGUUACCAACUAGAUCACCGGGGCGACCGGCUUUUUUUUUUUUUCUUUGUUUUGGACCAUGUUAAACAACCCAUCCGCCGCACGAGUGCUGGGAGCGGACGCAAUGGCGGCGGGAGCGCGCGGAAUACUGAUACGUGACGCGGAGAACUGGGUGGGGCUGCAACAGAUAGUGGCGGAGGACGCCGAGGCAACGGCAGAAAUGGCACCGGCAGAGUCAACCGCAGUGGAGGGGGUCCCGCGAGUCCACAAGGGCACGGGCUGUGCCUCAAGGCGUUGCCAACGAUAUGUUUGCUCAUUACGCGGACAAAGUUGUUUAACAAUGAAAGCUCAAUUCCAGCGUGGGAAACGGGGAAGACGUCCGUGGUUGCGUGUAACCCUCAGCUAGCUUGUUUGUUUGUGUUGCUCAUCGGAGAAGUAAAGGCUUGUACGGGAGAAGGCUAGCAACAUGCAAUCGGGGUACAGAGCACACGGCGGAGCCAUUGGUUAUGAUGGUGGCGAUGUCUGGUCAUGCGACGCUGCCCGAUUACGUCCCACUAUCCUCGUUCCGUAGCGGCCGUGAAGUCAGAGUGUUGAGGCAAAAGUCAGGAUCUGCGAGCCUGUGGAGAGAUUGUCAAGACGUUGUGGCGGAAACAAAGGAC